UCCGUCAGAGCGCUAGGAAGGUCACCGCCGUCAACAGACGAGCUGUUUCCUGUCAUGAACUCUCUUCGGCAGGGUAGCACCGGCGGCACCAGACUCGGCUUCGCGCUCGGCAGGUUCGUCGGGGAGAGAGGAGGCGAGGCGGCGCACGGAGCGAGGCGGAGCGUCUCCGCGACGUCGAGCGCCGCUGCGCCGGUGCCGGGCGACCAGGGUGUCGGCAUGGACCCGGCCAAGCAGCAGCCGCCCCACGCGCCGGAGGACAAGAACCACGACGACAAGCAUACGGCGAACAGGGACGUGAUGACGGACUCGUUCGGGGAGGGGUACUCGACGAGGGCGGACGAGGAAGGCUUCGGCGGGGUCUAUGGACGGAACGACCCUGAGCAUGACACCUCGCAGGGAUCGGAGGCGAAGCAGAAGCAGGACAACGACAAGCAUGCGACCUAAGCUAGGGUGGACACGUCACAGCAAUAAUCAUUAAGAUAAUUUAUGGUUGCGCUCUGGAUAUUUACAUGGUACAUGGUCUAUGCUACACGUGUUGAGGUGCCAGAUUCACUGGUCUCCAGAUGUAGCCGCUUGGAGACAGUCGCCCAACUUUGUUCAAUAACACCGAUGGUGGUGUAGCAAUAGGCUAUUUUGUGCAUUGUAACAUGUGAUCAGUUGCCCUAUUUGGUUGGGUUGAUACUUCGCAAUAAAGAUAGUGUUUGUUGCGCCAUAUAGUCGGUUGAUACUUCACAAUAAAGAUCAUUGUGUGCAUCACCUGAUGUAAAGGGAGAUAAAUUAUUAUAUGCAAUUUUGUUUCAUUCUCUAA
This is a messenger RNA of Lolium perenne, 808 nucleotides long. RefSeq lists its product as uncharacterized. The record is from RefSeq and is a predicted model, not a curated record. Lineage: Eukaryota; Viridiplantae; Streptophyta; Magnoliopsida; Poales; Poaceae.